AUGAAGUCAACGGAGACCUCCAUCGACGACGUUGAUGUUUUUGAUCUCACCGCCGACACGGAUGACGACUCAACCCAAUUCUUGCCGCCCAUUCCGGAUUCCAUUCCUAAUUCCAUUUCACUACCGCGCAGGUACAGGCAAGGGGGCGCAACUUUCACGGCUAAUCCCCAGGGUUAUUUUGAGCGGACGCGUAAGAGGAAGAGUAGCGAUAUUAUCAGACCCGGCCAGAAGCAGGCCCGCUUAGAGAGUACGCGAAGAUCAAUACACUACGACGCGGUCUAUCAAAACCAGAGGGCUGUCAAGAAACACAUUAUCGUGCGCAGAACCACAAACACUUCAGAACACGCCAAAUUCUACAUCGUACGAUGUGAUGAACAUGACAUCAGCUUUGAUGACAAUCCGCUCCAGGACGCCUUGAAACAUCUGCGCGCUAAACAUGGCAUCUUAACAGCGAACCAUGACACCGUUAUGGAGCGUCUCGCCAUUGAAGUUAUAGAAUGUGAUGAUCAGAAGUUUGAGCAGAACAACGCCAUCGCUCGGAAGGCUCUGGAAAAUGAGACUAACGCCUUGGCCAGAGACACUAUCAGAGUGAAGGAUGACUCAAAUCGGUCAGAGUUACCUAACCCCAAGAGGAUUCGCCCAGACUUUCCAACACCAAAACAAAAUCCCAGCCGAAAGCCGACACGACCACGUCAGCGACACAGCCAUUAUGAUAACGAGGAUAUCUCACUCAACUUGGUCCCCGGCAACGUCUACAUCAUCUGGUGGUUUGAAACAAAACAGUGGUUCGGUGGCCUUCUUAUUCCUCCCCAGAAUCUGGAAUCCGUGGGUAUCCAUAAACCACUCGAAAUGCUCGAUAUUUUCAACACUCUGCCGGUCUGUUAUCAGUACGACACUUCAAGUAAAUCGCUCUCAUGGGCUAAGGAUUAUGAGGAGGGUGGACCAAAAUUCUCAGAACGAUAUUACCCAUUCAUCUUUUUCGAAGGCUUCAAGUUUCCCGACAAAUGUCAUCAGGCAUGGAUCCAGAUAGAUAACAUCCUGCCCUGGGAUGACGACAAGGCAGCUCAUAUCGAACACAAAGAACAGGCUAUCAAUUUCCUGAGAAAACAGAAGGGGCGAAAGAAACGGGGGAGACAAAGAUCGGAGACCGAGGCCGAAAAACCAGAUUCCAUGGAUGGCGGAUGCAGAGAUUCGGACCGCGACGAAAAUUCUGACGUUCACGAAUUUGAGCGUUCUUCACCCUUGGCCGAAUCCUCAACCGACAAUCAAGCAGCACCAGAGAUUAAUAUUGCUACACCUGAUACCAUCGAUGAGCCAGAAGUCGCAGCGGAGCUCGAGCAAGUUUCAAAGAAAGCCGCAGUUGAUCCUGCGCAGGACACCGAGCUACCUGAGCAGUCAGACGAUAGCGACCAGGAGAUGAUAGAUGCUCAUGACGAUAUCGAAGACCCUCCGGCGCCUGAAUCAGAGCAGACCACACAAACACCAGAUUCGCAAAUCCAAUUUGAUAAUGAGAUGGACCUAGGCUCGAUCGGAGACAUGGGCGAACCUGAACAGGAGGAGGAGAUGCACCCAUCUGAGGAUACUCUAGAGGAGUCACAAGUGACGACGACGGCAGGGGAGGUGCCGCACAGUGAAAAUGACAUGGCACAAAAAGAUACUCUUAUAACAAAGUCACGUCAGGAUGAUUCAACAACAAAAACCCCCGAAAGGAUAAUCAUCGAGAUUCAAGAUGACUUCAUCGAGGAGGCGCCACCUACUAACACACCUAGAACUGAUAUGCAAUCAAUCGUCGACUCAGAGGACGACGUUGCGUCGCAGCAACCUGACCUAGCAGCCCAAUCCGAUAUAAACCGUCGGGCCGAGUUAAACGAGAAGACGCAGUCAACUUCAGCACGUCAAGAUGAUCAAAAUCGUUGGACAACUGAAGAUAUGCGAAAAACAAUGGAUGGUGUUUCGUCUAAGAAGGAUACCGCUGAAAGGAGUUCUUCUGAGAUUCCGGAGACGACGGAGACGACCCUGGUACAACGGCUAGCUGUGGCAAAGCAAUCGGCCUCGAUUCAGCUGCCAGGACAAGACAUUGACCUCAACAGUUUGUUAGAAGAAGGCGAAAGCCUCGAAUUGCACAUGUCGCAAGCUGAGAACACGGCGCAACAACAAGCGGCAUAUUGCGAACCCAGCCCGACCUCCUCUGACGAUGAUCGUCUUGCACACGAUAUUUUCGAUGCCCUCAUGUCUGAGGAUCGUCAACCAACUAUUCCCACGAGCCCGCCCCGUAUGUUGCACUCUAACAGUGACACCUUUCGACCACGUGCUUCAUUUGCUGGCGUGGGUGGACGAUAUCCUGCGUCGUCUCCGAUGAGCGAAGAACAUUCCCAACCGUCUCCAUAUGCUCAAAUGGGUAAACCAGCAUCUGUACACUCGCGACCUGUGUCCAAGGGCAGCGAUAUGCGACAAUCGUCGUAUGAGGAAACAGGUACACCAGCUUCUGCCACGCGCCGUUUGUCAGCUACUAGCAACGCAAGGCGGCGUUACUCUAAUGCUGAGAUGGAUCAACGGACUCCCGUGUCUUCUAGACCAUUUACGAAGAAUGGCGAUAUCUCUCAGCAACAUUCACAUACCAAAGAGGGUUUGAACCACGAGCCUCAUUUACAAAACGUCACACCUGGUAGCAUGGAUCAAACUGAACCUCGCCUAUUAACUCGGGAGCAUGAGCAAUCAUCACCUGUAACUGAAACAGCGAUACAACAAUGCCCAGUGAAGCCUCAUGGCGAAACUUGUUCAACGGCAGACACCGCACCAGUGCAGAUGCCACUUCGUAGCGCCGCAACUCAUGAAAAUCUUCCAGUGAACCCAAGUAACGGGUCGCAGCAGGUGACCAUGUCACCACCAGAGUCACACACAGAGAUAUCUCAGGCUACCCCCAUGCCUUCUGGCAUACAAGCGACAGCCCCAUCGCAACCGUCAGCUAAUGUCCCUCUACCGGGUUCCGGGGCACCCAUAUAUCCGCACAUACCGCCCAUUGUUGAGUUAGACUCUUCACAGUCAAUGUCAACAUCUGAUCGAUACGAAAGAUCAGUUGAUUCAUCUUCUUGUCAGCCGCCUAUCGCCAACCCGCCAUCUAGUUCUGCGGCAACACACUUUCCUGUGUCACAAUUAACAUCAUCGGCGCAACAAUCAGCACGAGAGGUCUUACGGUUCCUCGAAGCGACUGAGUCAUCUUUUCAACAACCAGGCUAUGAUGCUCUCUUGCCACCUUCUGGAGGCAAUCUCGGUCCAGACGCCUCUUCACGACUCGGCCAACAGGGGUACUCGGCGAUUUUCAAGACUCCUACCAUUGGAAACAGUCAUGCGUCCAAAGAAGCAAUGCGAUCGCCGCGCCAGUCCGAUAUACAUAGCCUCCCAGUCCCUUACAGUAAUACUGCUGUGCUGCAAGCCAUACCGUCGCCAAGACCUUCUGUUUCGAGCAUCUCCCGAUCAAGCUCUUUGUCUCAAGGCUAUACGGUACCUCCUCUCCAGCCACUGCCAUCUACUUACCAGUUGGUGGGUGAGGUGCCUAGGGCUGUAUCUAACACUCAAGACUUUCGUGUUUACCCUUCGCCUCAACAACCCACUAGAGAGCUCUCGAUAUCCCACACUGCGGCGUACGGCCAAUCCAGACCAUACAUAGCAGCUUCCUCACCACAUACAACUACGAUCCUACCCCCGCCAGGUACUCUUGCUCAGGGUCCACCUUCGUCGCAAGUGAGUGCUUCACCACAGCUGCAACCGAUGGAGAUCUCUCGUCCCAACUCAGCCAUGCACGAGAGUAGGGCCCCGACUUCCCCUCGACAGUAUGCAAUGAGAUUUUCACAACCUGGACCUACUGUUCAUAGAGCACCGGUGGAUCCAGCUUCUUCGCCUCGCAUCCCUCUCAUGGGUACAUUCCGGCCGGGAUCCUUCAUUCAAGGACAACCUUCAUCAGCGAGCGCGUCACCUCAGUUGACCACUAGAGAGAUUUCACAAUCUAGCUCUACUGCCUAUUGGCAACGUACACAACCAGCGAUGUCCUCGCCGCGACAGAUUCCAGCUGCCAUGUCCCAGUCGGUGCCUCCGGCACGUGGAUAUGUACAACAGCCACCUUUGCACGCAUCUCCUCGAUUACCAACAGCUCAGCCCUUUCGACACAAUACUACGGGCUACGGCAAAUUGGGACCUCAGGCUGUGCCAUCGCCAGAACAGUCAACGAUAAACAGCUCUCAACUCGGCUCGGGGGGGCCACCAUCUCCUGCAGUAGUAUCACCUCAUUUCACAGGAGCAAAUAUCCAUCGUCCGGUGUCUGUUCAUGGUACGAAAGUCCAAACGUCACAUUCUGUCUCUUCACGCUCAGGAGUACCGAUGGAACCUUGUAGACCUGGGUCUCGAGAACACCACAGCGACUCUUCAAAUGGGCCCUUACCUCCACCACAUCUUCGAAGAGGGAACUACGUUCCCACUACAGCAAUACAGCAAAGCCACUCUUCCCCUACUCAGGCACACAAUAAUCAUAUGAACCAUUCUCACAGGCACUCCCUCACCGCUAGCCAGUUAUACUCUUGCGGGAAUAGUACCGAAACUCCCAACUCGACACCGAGAUCUCACGCCUCACCAUACCAAGUUCCAGUCCAGCCACCAAAUCCAGUUCUACACCCGGCCCCCCUUCAUACUUAUCUCCCUCAGCACAUCGCUGAAGCGCUGAUAGAGCGAACUGGGGUAAGGAGGGGUAACGAUCUCCAACCUGGCGACUUCCUUAACUCCAUGAAUACGUAUCAAUGUCCGUUUUGUCGAGCAGGAGUGCCCGAGCAGGCCGUUUUUGUUCAGCAUCUACAAAGGCUUUGUCCUUAUGCCCAAAAAUUAAUCCAAGCAGGAAAUGAGACGGAAAUCCAUCGUUGA
This is a messenger RNA of Fusarium venenatum, 4908 nucleotides long. RefSeq lists its product as uncharacterized. The record is from RefSeq and is a predicted model, not a curated record. Lineage: Eukaryota; Fungi; Ascomycota; Sordariomycetes; Hypocreales; Nectriaceae.